Messenger RNA from Spinacia oleracea (spinach), 1081 nucleotides. RefSeq lists its product as uncharacterized. The coding region runs from base 167 to 844 and encodes 225 amino acids. NCBI's taxonomy places the organism in Eukaryota, Viridiplantae, Streptophyta, Magnoliopsida, Caryophyllales, Amaranthaceae. The record is from RefSeq and is a predicted model, not a curated record. The transcript has 5 exons.
GUCAGUAAAUUGAUUGAUUAUAAAUAUGGUGUUAGUUAGGGUCUUUCAGGAAGUAUUUCAGAAAAGCGUAAUUACGGAGUGAGAUUCUCGAUUGUUCGUGUUCAUCAUCGAUUUGGUUUGCAAAUUUAGAUAAUUUUAGGUUGAGACUACAGAUCGAAAGUGAAAGAUGGCGUUAUCUUUCGACGGUGCGAUGUCGUUAUCUUUCGACGGUGCGAUGUCGUUGGACGAUCAACUGGCGGUGGAAUUCGAAGGACUUGAGGCCCGCAGUGAAAGUGAAAGUAUUGUUGAUUCUUCGCUACCGUGGGAAGAGCAAUGGGCCAUACUUGAUAAGGAAAUUGAAAAACAUAUGUCCUACCGUUCUGAGCUGUUUCCCCACUGGAUUGCUCCGUAUGAUAUCCCUCCUGGGCGCCCCAACUGCUGUGUCCUUGCUUACGAUGAUGCCCGUAAGGAUGAAGUUACACCUGUAGCAACCGACCUCGUCUUGCCUGCCUAUAACAAACAAAAUGGCACUGACUAUGAACUUGUUGAUUGUCUUGAUUGUGUUUUUACUCCGCAUGGGAAAUAUAUUCUUCAUUGCAACUUCACUGCCAAGCCUAAAGAAGCUCCCUUGAAGGCUGGUGAUUUUUCCACUAAGUUGUUCUUUGCUGAUAUACAGCAGGAUCCUAAGGGAAAUUUGGUGCCUGCUACUUAUUCUAUGUUGGACGGUGGUGUGAAUACCAAGCUCGGCUGUGAAUUGUGUCCCGACGUGAUUGCUCAUCCAACCUCUGGACCUGAUGAAGGGCUCAUAUUUUUAAAGCUCAGGCUCAGUCCUUUCUUUAUGCGGACGGCCAAGAAUACUUGUUGAGUGCCAUUUCAACUCCUCGCAAUUCUCGUUGUGUAGUACUCCGUAUUAUUCAAGUUUAAUCCUUGGCUUUGUCUGUGUUGAGGGUACUUUCUGUAAUUUGGUGUUAAUUUAACUGAAUUGAGUUUGUAUUAGUGUUUUUAAACCAAACAAGGUACCAAACAUUCCCCCAUACAUUUCUUUUGUUGGGGUUUUUAUGUAAUAUUAAUUUAGUAAUAUGUCCUUGUGAUGAUAGCUUCA